AUGCCAAAUGAAGACCAAUACUAUGAAAUAUACAUAUUAGGGACUUCGUCGAUAGACAUGUAUGCCAAAUGUGGAAACAUUGAAAGGGCCAAAUGCAUAUUUCAUGGUAUUGGUCUUCAAAAGGAUGUAAUGGCUUGGAGUGCCAUGAUCGCUGCCCUGGCCAUGCAUGGACUUUCAGAGGAAUGUCUUGAACUAUUUACAAAGACGAUAAAUGAUGGGGUGAGGCCUAAUGCUGUGACAUUUGUGGGUGUUCUUUGUGCUUGUGUACAUGGAGGUUUGGUUAGUGAAGGAAACCGAUAUUUCAAGAGGAUGAUGGAAGAUUAUGAUGUUAGUCCUCUGAUACAACAUUAUGGUUGCAUGGUAGACCUAUACAGCAGAGCUGGUUGUAUUGAGGAUGCUUGGAAUGUGGUGAAAUCUAUGCUUUUGGAACCUGACGUGAUGAUAUGGGGAGCUCUGCUUAGUGGUGCUAGGAUGCAUGGUGACAUUGAAACUUGUGAGGUCAUGUCAAUAAAGAAAUUUCUUGAGUUGGAUCCCACAAAUAGUAGUACCUACGUGCUUCUUUCUAACGUGUAUGCAAAGCUGGGACGGUGGGGGGAAGUGAGGCAUUUGAAGAGAUCUAUGGAUGUCAGUGGCAUCAAGAAAGUUCCAGGUUGUAGUUUGGUUGAGAUAGAUGGUGUUCUUCAUGAGUUUUUUGUAGGGGAUGAUUCUCAUCCCGAAACCCAAGAUAUACAUAGGAUGCUUGAUGAGAUUAUGAAGAGGUUAAAAAAGAAUGGUUAUAUAGGUAACACAAGUGAGGUAUUGCUUGAUUUGGAUGAGGAAGGAAAGGAGUUUGCAUUAUCUCUUCAUAGUGAAAAGCUGGCAAUUGCAUAUUGCUUCCUCAGGACAAGCCCGGGUACCACAAUACGGAUUGUAAAGAACUUGAGGAUAUGUAGCGAUUGUCAUGUUGCAAUCAAGAUGAUAUCAAGGGAAUUUAAUAAGGAGAUUAUUGAUAGAGAUUGCAACCGGUUUCACCUUUUUAAAAAUGGGCUGUGUUCCUGCAAAGACUACUGGUAA
Molecule: messenger RNA, 1053 nt
Organism: Gastrolobium bilobum
Lineage: Eukaryota; Viridiplantae; Streptophyta; Magnoliopsida; Fabales; Fabaceae
Product: pentatricopeptide repeat-containing protein At3g62890
Biological process (GO): RNA modification
Molecular function (GO): zinc ion binding; RNA binding; protein binding
Source: RefSeq, a predicted model, not a curated record